This is a messenger RNA of Fusarium graminearum PH-1, 1319 nucleotides long. RefSeq lists its product as uncharacterized. The transcript has 4 exons. Gene Ontology annotation, biological process: nucleosome disassembly; nucleosome assembly; DNA replication-dependent chromatin assembly. NCBI's taxonomy places the organism in Eukaryota, Fungi, Ascomycota, Sordariomycetes, Hypocreales, Nectriaceae. The record is from RefSeq and is a predicted model, not a curated record. Gene Ontology annotation, molecular function: histone binding. Gene Ontology annotation, cellular component: nucleus. The coding region runs from base 214 to 1053 and encodes 279 amino acids.
UUGUCGCCUUCUCCCUCCUCCUGCAUCUUGCAUCUUGCAUCUCACAUCUCUCAUCGUACUUGUUCCCGCAUCAACUUUUUCUCGUCUCAAAGACUCAGAUACUAUUCUACGUCUCUUUUUUCGUUUAUUCGGUCUUAUAUCACAAUCGCCUUUUGCACUGCGUGCUCUUGACUACGACCUUUUCCCAUUUAUACCCACCUACCUUUUCUCAAAAUGUCUGUCGUCUCACUCUUGGGUGUCAACGUCCUAAACAACCCUGCCAAGUUCGUCGACAAGUAUGAGUUCGAGAUUACAUUCGAAUGCCUCGAGCAGCUAGAGAAGGAUCUCGAGUGGAAGCUCACCUACGUUGGGUCCGCUACUAGCGAUCAGUACGACCAAGAACUCGACUCCCUUCUCGUCGGUCCUAUCCCUGUCGGAGUCAACAAAUUCAUUUUCGAGGCCGACGCUCCCAACAUCUCCCGCAUCCCUGAUGCCGAAAUCCUUGGUGUCACCGUCAUUCUCCUGACAUGUGCCUACGAUGGACGUGAAUUCAUUCGCGUUGGUUACUACGUCAACAAUGAAUAUGACUCCGAGGAGCUCAACGCUGAGCCCCCCGUCAAGCCUAUCAUCGAGCGCGUGAAGCGUAAUGUGCUUGCAGAGAAGCCCCGAGUGACUCGAUUCGCCAUAAAGUGGGACUCCGAGGCUUCUGCCCCCGCCGAGUACCCUCCUGAGCAACCCGAGGCUGACCUUGUCGCCGAUGGCGACGAAUACGGUGCCGAGGAAGCUGACGAAGAGGCUGCUGAGGAGGCUGAAGAGGAGGCCAAGUCUAAGGGCAAGGCCUCCAGCGGGGAAGACGCAGAAAUGGCUGGCGUCGAGCACGAGGGAGAGAACGCCGCUGACGAGGACGAGCUGUCGGACGAUGGCAGUGUCGACAUCGAAGGCGAAAGUGAGGAUGAUCUCGAGGAGGAGGAAGAGGGUGAAGGCGAGGGCGAGGCCGACGGUGAUGCUAUGGAGGUAGACAGCGCCGAGAAGCCCGCCACAUCGACAGCCAAGCCCGUCAGCGUUGCGUCCUAAACACAUUUAUGGCGCAGGGAAUCACGUUGGCAUUCAUACUAACCAGGUGUUGGACAUUGCUUUUAAAGGCUUUUAAUAUUCGAGCAGGGAUUCAAUUGUUUAUAGAAGGUUAUGAGGACAUGAAAGGGAAUGAUAUCAGGCGGACGGCUUGGGUAUGGGGAGCUACGGUCGGUGGUCGUCAGGAAUGGACAUGUGCCGUACUACGCGGACGUGUAAAAAGUGUACAUUGCUACUGUAAGAUGUGCAGUUAUUGAUUAUACCAAAAC